UAUGACGUAAUAAUAUUGGUUUGUAAGUUACUCUUAUUAGUGCGCCCUUCAAAGUUCCUGCCUUUUUGCCAAGAAACUAAUGGCGCACAAUGUGCUUGUUGUGGGGUUCGGCGAUCGUGUCUUCAAUUUCCCCGUCACAAAGGCUGUUGAAGCUAGCACGCUGAGGGGUUGGCUGGAUCAAAGACUGGGUACAGGAUCAGAUUAUCAUCUAACUCGUGGAGGAGCUCCUCUAGAAGAAACUGACAUCAUCCUCUGUGAAGAAGAAUGGGGUACAACCCUAAUAAGAGCUCACCCGGUACUAUGUGGUGGCAAGGGAGGGUUUGGUGCCCUGAUUCGAGCAGUGGGUAGUCGUGCUAACAGGAGUGGGAACAAGGAGGCAUGCCGAGACCUGAGUGGGCGGAGACUACGGGACGUGAACGCCCAGAAAAAUGUGACCAAGUGGCUGGAGGACGAGCCUGAGAGAAAGAGGAGGAAGCAGGAGGAGAAAAGGAAGCGACGACUGACAAAGAAAGUUCCUCCUAAGCACUUCUUUGACGACCGUGACUACAUGGAGCAGCUGAGGAGCACUGAAGAGGGAAUGGACGACGCUCUCAAACAAGGUCUAGAGGCUAGUGGGCAGAAGGGAAAACUACCUGCAUCUAACGACACUGCAGGACCUUCCUCUGCCAAGAAAUCAAAGUUUUGGGUUGGAGGUGGAGAGGAAGAUCUCAGUGAGUCUUCUGAGGGUGACAGUGACUCAGAGAGUCACGAGUAUAAGGGUGUUGCAUCUGGAGCUGGUACGACGGAGGGUGGGCUCAACUCGGCUGGUUCGUCUGACGAAGCUGCUCAAAGUAAACCGUCUGACGAAGAAGACAUGACGGGGUCAGCUGGGAAGAACAGGGAGUCUUCUGAUGGUGGCUCAGAGGGAGAGCCUUCUCGGGCACUUGCUGCUACACAUCCAGAGGGAGACGGAGAGACUGUUGGUGAGGGAGAGGAAGUCAAGGCAGGGAUAGACCAGGCUGAGAUUCAAGAUAGAGAAGUGGAUCAGAGUCAGGACAAGGCUGAAGUCACUGAGUCUCCUAAAGAUGAUGUCAGCACUAAACCUCCUAAAGAUGACGGGCCCCUCGACCUGAACGACUACAGCAGUGCAGGGGAGCUGGAGUCAGUUGGGGCAGAGAGACUAAAGUCGGUGCUGCAGUCCCUGGGUCUCAAGUGUGGCGGGACACUCCAGGAGAGGGCCGCCAGGCUGUUCUCCACCAAGGGAAAGUCACUGGAGGACCUCGACCCCUCCCUCUUUGCCAAGGCCGGGAAAUCGAGGAAACGCAAGAACAAAGCUCAGUAACUAUAAAAUAUUCAUCACCAGUGGCUUAAACUUUUAAACACCCAAACUCAUCAUUGACCUUUGACAAACUUCAUGUGGCAUUGAUACAGUACACACCAUAUGAAAUAGUUUGUAUUAUUAUUAUACGCACAUUUAUCUGUUGUUCAAAAAGUUUAACAGCUGUUUUCGAUUGAUUUCUCUCUGUUUGUCUUCUGAGGUCUUCCGAACCUUCAUCUUGAUGAUGUUACCACUGAUGGCACUCCUAGCCUUUCUGGCAUCCCUCUCCUUCAUGAACUGCGAGAGUCGAACAGGGCCCGAGGAGGGCUCUCUUCUUUUCUUCUUGUUCUUGUCUUUGUCUUUCUUCCGUUGCUUCUCCCGUCGUUUCUCCUUCUGUACUUAGCUCCCCCAGAUGGUAGUGGGCGGGGCAGUAGUGGGUGUGGUGAAAGGGGUGUGGCCAGAGUGUGGGACACCCUCACCGAGUCAGCAUAAAAACAACAGAAAUGGGGAAACAUCAGUCUUUGGUUCUAUAGCUCAAAAUUGUUUCCUCUGUAAAAUUUGUUUUCUUCCUCCCGCUUACUACAUGGUACCAACAGUCAUUGUACACACAAACACUGAGAUUGCACUGCAUUUGUACCAGUAAUACACACUCACACAGGUAUACAUACCAAUUGUUUGCUGUGUCGAGGGGAAGGCUUCCGUCCUCUCCUCACUGCAAGGAGAAGAAAAUAUUUGUGCAUCAGUUAAGUAUUUUGGCCUCGUCUCCAGGCCCUCUCAGAGUAAAGAGAGGAUCGGGAGAUGAGACGUCAGAUGUGAUCUCUCACUUGGACUGGAAACUGAUGAGUCGGAUGAAGACGAAGAUACGGACUCCUCUGAUGAUGAACUAUAACUACUGCUGCUCGGACUUCGUCUCCUCUUCCUCUUCUUCUUUGUGUCCCUCCUGGGGCCCUCGCUCUCUGAUCGAGAGUCUGAACCCGACGACGAGCUGCUGCGACCUGUUCGCGGCCUCUCUCUUCCACGA
Geodia barretti is the source of this 2318-nucleotide messenger RNA. The record is from the annotation of a GenBank genome assembly. NCBI's taxonomy places the organism in Eukaryota, Metazoa, Porifera, Demospongiae, Tetractinellida, Geodiidae.